Molecule: messenger RNA, 1163 nt
Organism: Hyaloscypha bicolor E
Lineage: Eukaryota; Fungi; Ascomycota; Leotiomycetes; Helotiales; Hyaloscyphaceae
Exons: 1
Coding region: 283-1026 (247 amino acids)
Source: RefSeq, a predicted model, not a curated record
CCCAGAGUACCUGUUUGUUGGUACCGACGGUCCAAGCCCCUAUCCUGACUGAAUCAGUCUAAAAUAAAAUUCACUGCUUCUAAAUUUUUAGAUUUCGCAAGUGAAGCCACAACUUAGAUUUCUUCACCUAAAGAUUCAUCGAAUAAUUCACCAGCACAAACACUACCCCCUUCGAACAAUUCAACUUCGUCGUCCUCGUCUAUCGCCAAUUUGCCCAUCGACCAUGGUCUAUUAUCAUCAUCAAAACAACCAAACCUCAUCGACUCAUCCAUUGUUGCCACAAUGACAAAUCUUAAUUCCACCGCCGCGGGUGUCCCAGGCAUAAUCUCGACCACAUCCACCACCUACGGCUCGCUCGCAGCGACACUCGUCCUCGCCUCACCUCUCAUCGUGAGCCCUGCAAUCAGAGCUAUCCUCUUCAAGAAGAAGUCAGUGAAAGCACAACCCAUCGUGAACUCAAAGCCUAAGAAGAAGAGGAAGGCGCAUAGGGGAAGGCGACACUCUAAGAAAAUUGCGGAAAAGGCAAAGGCAGAAGUGGUGUUGGAGGUGAAGAAGGCGGCCGAGGAGGAGCAGGGGAUGAGCCUCGAGAUGGCGGUUCAGCUGGCAAUGAGAUCGCAGAUGGAGAUGUCAAUCGCCCAUAAUGCCAGGAAGGAGAGUAAUAGGCAGAAGGGUAAGGAGAAGUUUACGAAAGGAUUGCCAACAAGUAAGACGCAGGCGGGAUGGAGACAGACUGAGAAGGGAGAGGAGAUCGGGGAGGUGGGUAUGGAUGGCGUUGUUGGGAGGGUGGAGGUUGAUGGGAACAAUUGGACGGAGGUUGUGUCGAAGAGGAGGGGGAAGGAUAUGGCAGUCACUCCCUCCUUGAGUGAGGCGGCGACUUUGACCGAGACAGCUGUGAGUGAGGAGGCAUCUUUGAGUGAGGAGACAGCUGUGAGCGAAGAGGAAGGUCUAAGUGAAAAGGCGGCUGUGGUUAUGGAGGCAGGUGUGAGUAAAAAAGUAGCUGUGAGUGAGGAGGUCUGGUUUGAGUGAGGAGUGAGGAGUGAGCGAGGCGCAGAAGAAGGGAACGCGAAACUUCUUUCACCCAAUCCCAUGAGUCGGAGAGAAGAAUACGCGAAGGAGGCGAGAGAGUUUUCUUUUGGAAGACAGCGCAUGUUACCGUAGAGCAG